Molecule: messenger RNA, 2014 nt
Organism: Chironomus riparius
Lineage: Eukaryota; Metazoa; Arthropoda; Insecta; Diptera; Chironomidae
Source: the annotation of a GenBank genome assembly
AAGUCAUUAAACCAAAACAAACUCAUCUGGUCACGCAACUUGAAAUUUUUUCAAAACAAUUUUUUUCUCGCAAAAUCAAGAAAUUAAAUUCCAUCACAAUGGAGGAUGAUUUCUACGUUUAUAAGGAAAAGAAUCUGUUUUCGGAAUGUUUGAGCACAUUAAGAGAGAUAAGGCGUCAGGGUAGACUGUGUGAUAUCGUGUUAAAGGUCGAAGAUUCUGCAUUUAGCUGCCAUAGAGUUGUUCUUGCAGCAACAAUUCCAUAUUUUUAUGCAAUGUUCUCACAAGAUUAUAAAGAAUACUCGAAGAAAGAAAUAGAAUUAAAGGAGAUAGAUGCAACAGCUUUAGAACACUUAAUUAAUUAUGCAUACAGUGGAUCCAUAAGAAUUGACACAAACAAUUGCCAAUCAAUCAUGAUUGGUGCAUCGUUUCUUCAAUUAAAUAAAGUCCGAGACGCUUGUGCUGAUUUUCUUAUUAAGAAAUUUCAUCCACAUAACGUACUUGGUAUUAAGGCUUUUGGUGACUCAUUAUCUCAUAAUACACUUGUCGUAGCUGCUGAUAAGUUUAUAAAUCAGAAGUUUGGUGCAAUCUCAACAUCCGAAGAAUUCAUGACGCUUGGAUUUAAAGAACUACAAGACAUAAUAAGACGUGAUGAAAUCAACUGUAAUAGCGAGGAAGUAAUUUUUGAGGCAUCAAUGCGCUGGAUUAAAUACAAUGAAGCUGAACGAUGUCAUUUAUUGCCGGAAGUCUUGUCAAAAGUACGAUUGCCACUUUUAUCGCCACAAUAUCUUGCUGACUUUGUAGCCACAGAGGAACUGAUUAAAACGAAUCAUCAAUGUCGUGAUUUACUUGAUGAAGCCAAGGAUUAUCAUUUAAUGCCAGAACGAAGAGAAUUGCUACAAAGUUAUCGGACUAGACCAAGAGGAAAUGAGUUUGUUCGUGGUGAGAUUUAUGCUGUUGGUGGAUUGACAAAGACUGGCGAUGCUGUAUCGACCGUUGAGAUUUAUAAUGUACAGAAAGAUGAAUGGAGAAUGGGCGAAGCAAUGUCAAUGCUAAGAUCUCGUGUAGGCGUAGCUGUUUUACAUAACAAGCUUUACGCAUUCGGUGGAUUUAAUGGACAGGAACGUCUUUCAACCGUUGAAGUGUUUGAUCCAGAAUCAAAAACUUGGAGUCAAGGAAAGACAAUGAUGUGUAAAAGAUCAGCAGUUGGCGUUGCAAGUCUAGACGAUUUUAUUUAUGUAUGCGGUGGAUAUGAUGGAAUAACUUCACUGUCUACAGUCGAACAGUUUUGUCCAAAAAAUGAUUCAUGGAAGAAAGUGGCACCGAUGAUGAAAUAUAGAAGUGCAGGAGGUGUAGCAGCAUUAAGGGGAUUUGUCUAUGCUCUUGGUGGACAUGAUGGACUGUCUAUUUUUGAUAGUGUCGAGCGAUAUGAUCCAAAGACUGAUAAAUGGGAAAAAGUCAAGUCAAUGACGAGUCGAAGGUGUCGAUUAGGAGUAGCUACACUUAGUGGAAAACUCUAUGCAUGCGGUGGAUAUGACGGAUCGAGUUUCUUAAGGAGUGUUGAAGUCUAUGACCCUAAUUUAGACACAUGGCGAUCGAUUGCUUCAAUGAAUGUCAAAAGAUCAAGAGUCGCACUUACUUCCAAUAUGGGUCGAUUAUUUGCUAUUGGUGGAUAUGAUGGAGAAUCAAAUCUAUCAACAGUUGAAGUCUACGAUCCAGUAUCUGAUUCCUGGUCAUUUACAUCAUCGAUGUGCGCUCAUGGAGGAGGCGUAGGUGCUGCAGUCUUACCAUUGUGAUUUAAUUAUUAAUAAUAUGUUUAGAGCUGAAUGUUCAAUGCUUAACUUUCCAUUAACCCACAGUGAUUUACUUAAGAUUAGCGACCUUCCUAUGGAAUUACUUAAUUUCUUUUUUCUAAAUCAAGUGAUUUGUCUAAGCUAUUCCGUAACUUUUUUUUGGUACCUUAAUAUGUCCAUAAAUGGAACUCAAUAAAGAAUUUAUAAUUUUUUUGUUAACGUUA